This is a messenger RNA of Aaosphaeria arxii CBS 175.79, 936 nucleotides long. RefSeq names its product thioredoxin reductase glit. Lineage: Eukaryota; Fungi; Ascomycota; Dothideomycetes; Pleosporales. Gene Ontology annotation, molecular function: oxidoreductase activity. The record is from RefSeq and is a predicted model, not a curated record. The transcript has 2 exons. Bases 1 to 936 code for a protein of 311 amino acids.
AUGGCCGACUCAACGAUUUACGACGCGCUCAUUAUUGGCGGUGGCCCAGCCGGGCUCAGUGCCUCGCUACCCAUCAUCCGCCAGCAGUUCUCUGUCGUCAUUUUUGAUGAGGGGAAGUCGCCCAUUGACCCAAGCAAACGCUUACAUCUCAUUCCCAGCUGGGACCACCAGGACAAGGAUCUCUUCGCGACGUCUGCGAAAGAUAACCUGUCCCGAUAUGAGACGCUACGGUUUGAGCGCACGACGAUCGAACGAGUGAGGAAGGUAGAGAAAUAUCUCUUUGAAGUCGAGGACUCAAAGGGACAAAAGUGGAAGGGAAAGAAAGUAGUUCUGGCGAAUGGGGUCCGCUACAUUCUGCCGGACAUCGAAGGGUACGCGGAUUGCUGGGGGAAGGGCAUAUAUCGCUGUUGCUUCUGCAAUGCAUUUGAAGAUCGCGGCGCUAAUUCAGUUGGAGUGUUGGCGGUCGAUGGAUUCGCAUCUGUCCCUAUGGCACUCCACGCCGCGCAAGACUUCAAAAGGUUUGCGAAGCAAGUGACGAUAUACACACACGGCUCUGAGUCGCUCGCGGAAGAACUGGCCGCAGCCAUUACCAACCCUGAGAAGGUGAAGAUAAAGACUUCCAAGAUCAAAUUGUUGGACAAAACGGGAGCCGGGGGCGAGUGCACUGUGCAUCUUGAAGAUGGCAGCUCGCAUGUCGAAGGAUUCCUCGGACAUAUUCCCGCGACAAAGCCAAACGGGCCCUUUGUUGAGGAUUUGGGGGUGGAGCUAGACGAGCAGGGCGAUGUCAAGGCCGUGCCGCCGCUAAAUGCGACCAACGUUCACGGAGUAUAUGUUGCAGGCGACCUGUGUAGUUUUUCGAAGAUAACGUCGCACGCAUUCUAUCUUGGGAAUAUAGCUGGGGCGGGUGUAGCCGAAGAGCUGCUAGCGGAGUCAUAA